UCUUUCCCUUGUCUUACCCGUGUGUGUGAAAAUGGGGACAGGUCAGUCAAGACAAGUUCCAGUUCCCUCUAAGGGAACUCCAGCACACUAUAUGUACAUACAUUAUUCUCCCAAGGCUUGCAAGUACCUGGAUAAGUGGAACCAGUAUACUAGGGACGAUCCUGUAAAGCAAUUUCCACAGGAAGGAACAUUCGAUCACGAUAAAAUAGUGCACUUAAAAGGGGCUUUAAAGUCCCGUGGAUCCAAAAUACCACAAACCCAGUGGGACGCGCUCUUUUAUUGGUAUGAUGAAAUGUACAAAAGACGGACAGAAUCUCAAACUAGAAGUCUCAAAGACUCGCAAGAGAAAUUAAAACAGCAGUUAAAAACUGUCCAGGAGAAAUUGGCUACUCCCCCAAAUUGCACGCCGGCCACUGCUCCAAUGUAUCCAGCAUUACCUGGGACACCCCCACUGCCGGAACCAGCAGAAGACAUCCUUGACUUCUGUUCAAAUCCAGCUCUCCUGAGACUCCCCAAUCAGCAACAACAGGUUCAACAUCAGGCUGCAGCCCAGGUCCAAGAAGCCUUACCUCAACCACGGGAUGUUCCCUCUCACAACCUCGAACCAGGUGAUUGGGUCUAUGUAAAGGUCCAUCAGCGGAAAAACGCGCUUCAACCCAGAUGGAAAGGACUGUUCCAGGUGCUUCUGACCACUAACACUGUUGUUUGUUGCCCAGGUCACCAGACGUGGACUCACACCUCGCACUGUAAAAAGGUAUCACCUCCAUUGGACCCCGAAGCAGUUGAAUUCCAACCAAAGUUAAGACCUUUCCCUGAGGCCAAGGACAAAGACCCUCAGGACCUCACUCAGGCAAGUGAGGAGCAUUGGAGUGCAAGUGCUAGUAACCUCUCUCCUGAACCCAACACCUCAGCCCAGCCAAGUUUGCGGAUCAGAGAACAUAGAUACCAUCUUCAACCAUGGGCCACAUAGAAUUAUUUAAGACAG
Messenger RNA from Gavialis gangeticus (Gharial), 985 nucleotides. RefSeq lists its product as uncharacterized. The transcript is spliced from 2 exons. The record is from RefSeq and is a predicted model, not a curated record. NCBI's taxonomy places the organism in Eukaryota, Metazoa, Chordata, Crocodylia, Gavialidae. The coding region runs from base 32 to 970 and encodes 312 amino acids.